Molecule: messenger RNA, 3728 nt
Organism: Drosophila albomicans
Lineage: Eukaryota; Metazoa; Arthropoda; Insecta; Diptera; Drosophilidae
Gene: conv
Product: chaoptin
Exons: 10
Coding region: 264-3548 (1094 amino acids)
Molecular function (GO): protein binding
Source: RefSeq, a predicted model, not a curated record
CACAAAUAACUAAAAUGCAGCAUAUAAACAAAGUCAGUUGAAGCGAACGGGCAGUUGCGAAGCAGAGUUAAAGAGAAGCGGAACCUGUUGCGCGAGCGCAGCUUAAAAAAACUAGCUCGCUAAUGUGUUACAGUUAAUCGGAACUCGACAAAUCAAGAGACUCAAGCAACAAACUCGCUCUUGCCAUGGCUAAAACAAUUCGCUGACGACACCACAACAAUACCAAUAUACAAACAAAGAAAUAACAAGUUAAUAAGUUGACCAUGAUUCAGCUACGCCUGCGCAUACUUGUUCUCUGCGUGUUGCAGUUAUUCGCUUUGGUCCGGUCUGAAUACGUUUAUGGCGAACCCGAAUAUAAAUGUCCCAAGAAACCUCAGAUCUUGUAUCCCUGCCUGUGCACCAAGGGCAGUGAUGAUGGACUCUUCGUGCGUUGUGAAAACACCAAUUUGGCCACUUUAUCAGUGGCCCUGCAGAACUUGGCAUCGCUGGAGAUGCCCAUUGAGGAGUUGACCAUCUACAAGGGGCACUUUGUGCGUCUUUUUGGACCGCUCUUUGCUCAUGUUAAAGCGCGUGUUUUAAUCAUUGUGGAGACACCGCUUGCGACCAUCGAUGACUAUGUGUUUUAUGGCAUGAAUAAUACUUUAGAGCGACUCCACUUGAUUCACACAAAUCUGAGUCAUAUUGGUCCGCUGGGCUUUGGCAUCCUGGGCAAAACUAGCCAAAUUGUCAUUGAAGGACAUGCUUUCGAACAACUACCAAAGGAUCUCUUUUUGGGACAGGAGAUUACUAACAGAUUAGAAAUUAUGCGACUUACAAAUGGACGCCUAAGUGAUUUGCCCGUGGAAACAUUUCAACCUCUGCGCAAACUAAAAACCUUGGACUUGCAUGGCAAUCAACUGGAGAACCUUAAACGCAAUCAAUUUAAGAAUCUACGCGAAUUGGAAGUACUGGAUAUUAGUCACAAUAAAAUCAAGAAAUUGGAGGCGCAGCACAUCUCCGAUCUAACCAAGUUGGGUUGGUGCAAUGUCUCGCAUAAUGCGCUCAACGAAUUGAGUCGAGGAACUUUUGCCAGAAAUUCAGUACUUAAAGUGCUGCAUCUUUCGCACAACAACAUUGGCAAACUGGAUGCGAAUAGUUUUCGUGGCAUGCGUUUUUUGCGUCGCCUUUUUCUUAGCGAUAAUGUCAUCAAAGAAGUGGGACGUGGCACCUUUGGAUCUGUUGCUCGCAUCGGCACAAUUGACUUGGCACGCAAUAAGCUGCAGAAGAUUGAGUACCAGAUGUUUACGCAAAUGAACUAUGUUGAGCUGCUAGAUUUGGCCGAGAACAACAUUACCAAAAUAGAGAAGAACUCAUUCAAAGACAUUUAUCAAGCAGUCAUUAACGUGUCGCACAAUGCUCUGGAACUAAUUGAAACCGCCGCCUUUGAAAACUGUGUUAAUAUUACAGUACUUGAUCUGUCUCACAAUCGAUUGAGCAACUUUUCGCGUCGCAGCUUCGAUGAAACAACCUUUGCCACUGAGUUUCAGCUUAGCUUUAAUAGCUUGACUAAUUUGGCACAUGUUCCCUUGCAAAACAUGUCUGGUCUGCGCGUGUUGAAUGCAUCCCACAAUAGCAUCAGCGAGAUACCCAAGAACUGCUUCCCCAAGCUGUACGAACUGCACACAAUUGAUGUAUCGCAUAACAACAUCUCGUCCAUAUUCAACGGUGUCUUCCAAACGCUAUUUUCACUGCGUUCACUAAACCUGGCUCACAAUAGCAUGGAAGAGAUUAAGUCCUCAACAUUUGGCACAUUGCCAACACUGCUGGAGAUGGAUCUCAGUUACAAUAAGCUAGUCUCCAUAGUGCGUGGCUCGCUGGCCAAGCUGACGAGCAUGCGGGAGCUACAUCUGAAUAAUAAUCAGUUGGAGAAACUGUUUCAAUUGCCCAUUUCGUUGAAUGAACUACACCUGAGUCAUAACAACAUCAGUUCCAUUCCGGCGGGCACUUGGCCUGUUAUGAAUUCCCUAAUUUACUUGGAUUUGAGCCAUAAUCAGAUUGGCGAUAGCCUAGAUGCACAAAGCUUUGUUGGAUUGCUGGUGGUGCAGCGACUACUGCUGCAGAAUAACGGCAUUACUCAGCCGCCAAUGGAAGCAGUUGCUGUCAUGUCUACGCUGCAAUAUCUCUAUCUGGAAAACAACAAUAUCAGCGUGUUGGAGAAGGGUGCGUUCGGCAAGCUGCCCGUUCUGUUUGAGCUCAAUCUUUACAACAAUCAAGUGCAAGACAUAAGUAAACGCGCGUUCGAGGGACUUUUGCAGCUGCUCACGCUCAAUUUGUCGUCGAAUGGCAUACAACAGCUGCCAAAUGAUAUAUUCAUUGGAUUGCCCUCGCUGCGUACGCUGGACUUGUCCCACAAUUUUCUCUCCAAAUUGGACAAUAAAACAAAUGGUGUGCUGGAUGAUUUGCUCAGUUUGGAGAGGCUAAAUUUGAGCCACAAUCGCAUUAGCUUUGUGACUAAGAAAACAUUCCCAUCGCAUCAGUAUAUACCGUACAAUCUGAAGUAUCUGGACUUGAGUUACAAUCAAAUGCCGGUGCUAACUUAUGACAUAACCUUUGGCACUAAGAAGCUGGUUCAGCUGAAUCUAUCGCACAAUCAAAUCAAUGAGCUGCGUCGCGGUGUCGUCUCCAAUUUUACAUCACUGCAGCUGCUGGACUUGUCCAACAACGAGCUGGCAAACCUGAUGUCCGAGGAGCAUAUCUUUGAUUUGCCCAAGAACUUGAGCAGCUUGAUUGUGUCGAAUAAUAAAAUCUAUCAUAUGCCCUUUGCCAAUCUCGAGAAGACGCAGUCAUUGAAAUAUGUUGAUUUAAGAAACAACAGUCUGGAGGACAUUCCCGCAUCGUUGGUUGGCAGCAUGCGGAAUGGCAGUCAAGUGCUGUUCUCUCAAAAUCCACUGUAUUGCGGCUGCAAUCUAAGACCCUUAAAGCACUACAUGCUGCAGCAGACGACGCCUAGCGAGGAUUGGCAAAACGUUGUUUGCCGCACGCCAACUCUGACGAGGGAUCAGCAUUUGCUGCAGGUGGAUGAUGAGCAUUUGAAUUGCCUGGAAGAUGAAAAGGAACUGUAUGCGGGCAGCGACUAUGAGCAGCUGACUGACGUACGCUUCCGUGAGGUGAAAACUACCAAGGUAGGCAAUCUAACACUCAGCUGGUUUGUCUCUGGCAUCGGCGACGUGGCCGACUUUAAUGUGUACGUGCGAAGUGGCGGCAACGAGUUGCUCCAUCAGGCGGAUUAUGCCUAUAACCAGCGAACAGCCCAGAUUGCCAUUUCAGAGCUGCAGCAGCAUGGAGAGGAGAAGUUGCGUGGUGCCGAGAUCUGCAUUGUAUCGCGUGAUAGCGAUGGCAAAAUACGACGUUGGUUUGCCGGCCAGUGUCAAGCGUUGCCAUCCCUCAAGUUGCCCAGGACUUUUUUCUUUGGCAACUUUAAUGUGAGAGGAUCGGGGAGUGUCACAAAGUCACCGUUUACCUGUGUUCUAUAUUUAGCUUUAACAUUGUUUGUUGCCUUUAUUCAUUAAAUAUAUAAAGUCACAGAAGAAUAGACGCCUUGUGUGUUUACUGACAGCACGCACAGUAAGGACACGCGCCGCUCUGACCUUACUACAUGCCACACACAGUUGCCAACAGUUGAAGUUGAACAUGUGCGCGCCGCCCUGCGCACAUGUAUUUGUUUACUUGGUCGCCGUUGCCGCCAUCAC